Messenger RNA from Euleptes europaea (tarantolino), 2487 nucleotides. RefSeq names its product glycosylphosphatidylinositol specific phospholipase D1 (gene GPLD1). The transcript is spliced from 25 exons. The record is from RefSeq and is a predicted model, not a curated record. Lineage: Eukaryota; Metazoa; Chordata; Lepidosauria; Squamata; Sphaerodactylidae. The coding region runs from base 1 to 2487 and encodes 828 amino acids. Gene Ontology annotation, cellular component: extracellular matrix; extracellular region. Gene Ontology annotation, molecular function: GPI anchor phospholipase D activity.
AUGGAGGCUUUAAAAAUUUCGUCUGUUCUGUUGACUGUUCUUUGUGCUUUUUGCCAGAGAGCUUCACCAUGUGGCUUAUCAACACAUGUUGAAAUAGCUCACAGAGCUCUGGAAUUUUUCAGCAUACAAAAAGGAAAUGUUGACUACCGGAAGUUGCUGCUAACCCACCAGGAUGCUUAUCAGGCUGGGAGUGUUUAUCCUGAUGCCUUUUAUUCUGAUAUCUGCAAACAUGGGUUAUUUCAUCAAGUAUCUGAAGACACGCACUGGGCACCUUUUCUCAAUACCAGCAUCCACUACAUCAGGCAGAACUAUCCACAGCCUUGGGAAGAGGCUACAGAGAAACUGGUGGCUUUCCUUUUUGGAAUCGCUUCUCACAUGGUGGCAGACGUGAGCUGGCAUAGUUUGGAUAUUGAGCAAGGGUUUCUACACGCCAUGGCAGCAAUUGAUUUUCAUGGAUCCUAUUCCGAAGCUCAUAGUGCUGGUGAUUUUGGAGGAGAUGUGCUGAGCCAAUAUGAGCUAGAUUUUAACUAUUUGGAUCCAAGAUGGUAUGUACCAGUCAAAGAUUUAAUGUCAAUCUAUGAGGAAUUUUACGGCCAGGAAGCCAUAACCGAAGACGCUAUAAUUGAAUGUGCAUAUCUACAAUUUCUUCAAUUGUACGGUGAAAUGUUCAGUGUUGCCAAGCUUUACCCUGUCUAUGCCAGAAAAUCCCCAUUUUUGGUGGACAAAUUCUAUGAGUAUUUUCUUGGUGGUGUGGAUGAUAUGGCAUUCUCAUCGAACAACAUUUUUGAGCUAACAAGCCAAAUGUUAACGAGUGGGUCCAGUGGCUGCUUUAUUCCUGAGAACCCUUUGUAUAUAAAGUGCAAACAUGAACCCAGAAAUACGAUCAUCAGGCCCAAACAGUUGAAAACUGAGCACCGUAGAAACAUGUCUUCUUCAGUGGCAAAAUCAGAUGAAAGGAAUAUCAACUAUACAGAGAGAGGAGUUUAUUUUGACAUGCCCCCUUUGAUCAUGGUAAGUCUUUUACCAAGGAGUUUAGGUGCCUUUACUGAGAGUUUCAGGAAAGUGUUUGCUGUCACAAAGCAGCAGUCUCCUAAGUACAUCACCCAGCCCAGCGCUUCCUAUUUUCUGACAACUCCAUAUGCUAGACUUGGAUGGGCAAUGACUUCAGCUGAUUUAAACCAGGAUGGAUAUGAUGAUCUUGUAGUUGGAGCACCAGGAUACAGUAAAUCAGGACACGUUCAAAUAGGACGUGUAUAUAUUGUUUAUAGUAAUAAUUCAGGUUUGCCUUGUACAGAGAUGAACUUGGAUCAGGAAGCACAUGAAAUACUGGAGGGAACUAAGCUUUCAGGAAGGUUUGGUUCUGCUGUAGCAGUCCUAGACUUCAAUGAGGAUGGUGUAAUGGAUCUGGCGGUGGGAGUGCCAUCUGUUGGAUCUCAGGAGCUUACUUACAGGGGUUCUGUGUAUAUAUUUUUUGGAUCCAAAGGAAGAAAAGGUUUCUACAGCCUGCCAAACAUAACCAUAGUUUGCCAAGAAAUAUACUGCAACCUUGGCUGGUCAUUGCUGGUGGCUGAUAUUGAUGAAGAUGGGAAUAAUGACCUGCUGGUUGGCUCUCCUUAUGCACCCGGUGGUGGAAAACAAAGAGGUUUUGUGGCUGGGUUUUACUCAUUUUUCAACAGAAGCAGCCAAGUUCUACUUUCUGUAUCGGAUGCUGACUGGAUGGUGAAAGGAGAAAGAGAUUAUGCCUGGUUUGGAUACUCACUCAGCAGCAUCCAGCUUCAAAAUAUGACCUUGUUGCUUGUUGGCAGUCCUUCCUGGAAAAGCUGCACUGGUCUAGGUUGUUAUUUCUCACAGAAUACCAAGCAGGCUGUUGGAAGGGUGUAUGGCUAUUUCCUACCACACACACACAGCUGGUUUACUGUAACUGGAGAUAAGGAAAUGGGGAAACUGGGCACAUCCUUGGCCACAGGUUUCAUUUCUGUUGAAGGAAUCCCUAGGCACGUGUUGGUAAUAGGCGCACCCACACAAGACGGUACAUCUAAGUUUUCAUUUAUAAUCUCAGCGCUACACCAAGCAGGAACUGCAUUAAUAUAUGACUUCACAGACACUACCAGGCCUCUUUUGCUCAGCACUUUCAGCGGGGACAAGAGAUUCUCACGGUUUGGAGAAGAUGUACACCUGAGGGACCUGGAUGGUGAUGGAUUUGAUGAAAUCAUUAUAACAUCACCUCUUCGAUGGGCUGAACGUGUUUACAUAUUUAGUGGAAACCAGACCACUUUGGGUAAUGUGACUGGCCAUUGCAAAUCAUGGACCUCCCCUUGUCCUGAAGAUUGGGCAAAAUAUGUGUUAAUUUCACCUGAGGAAAGAUCAAGAUUUGGGAGUGCUGUGAUUACAGUAAAAUCUGGACAAAAGAAUGAAGUCGUAGUAGCUGCAGAAAGAAGUUCAGUCAAAGCCCGACUUGGUGGAAGGCUUUUCAUCUACACUUUUUAA